AUUAUUAUUGAUACAGUUAUAUGGUUUUGGUGUCGACACCGAUCCACAAGAAUCUGACAGUCAUUUCAUUUGAAUUGAUAUUUUUAUUUAAAUAAUUUAAUUGCUAUUAUAUUUCGGGAAUCAAUAUGUGCGGAAUCUUUGCAUAUCUUAACUAUUUUGAGCCCAAAACUCGUCGCGAAAUAUUGGAAUUUCUUAUCAAAGGAUUACAGAGAUUAGAGUAUAGAGGAUAUGAUUCCGCAGGUGUUGCUUUUGACUUUGAUGACGGCGCCAUUGAGAUUAUCAGAGCACCGGGAAAAGUGAGAGUUCUUGAGAAUGCCAUUUGGGACAGAAGUGACUUCAAUUUGGACCACACCUAUGAUGUGCACAUCGGUAUAGCGCACACCCGUUGGGCAACUCAUGGCGCGCCAUCCGAGUUCAAUAGCCAUCCUCAGAGAUCCAGUGAUAAUAACGAGUUUGUUGUCGUUCACAACGGAAUUCUUACCAAUUAUAAAGAUGUCAAACAGUUUCUGAUUAAAAAAGGGUAUACCUUUGAAUCUGAUACCGACACUGAAGUUAUUGCAAAGUUUGCGCACCAUUUGUAUAAAAAGCAACCAAAUAUCAAGUUUAGGGAAUUAGUGGAACAAGUUAUACAACAACUUGAAGGGGCGUUUGCAUUGGUCUUCAAAAGUAAAUACUUUCCGGGAGAAUGUGUGGCCACCAGAAGAGGCAGUCCACUACUUGUAGGCAUCAAAACAAAGACAAACCUAAUCUCAGACCACAUUCCUAUUAUUUAUAGCAGUAAAGAGAUUAAGAAAAUGAGUUUAACGGCAAAGAAUUCAUUGGGUGACGACCGGUGGGAACACCGGUUGGCGGUUAGCCGUCAAAAUAGCAUUAUAUCUGAUGAUGACGAAGAUCUUCAUCCGCGACAAAAUGGUUUGUCGACCAAUUCAGUUGUGGGCGGAAAGUUGGCCCGAUCUGAGUCGACCACACAGUUUACUCCAUUGAAUGACGACAAAAUGGUAGAGUAUUUGUUUGCAUCGGAUGCCAGUGCUAUCAUUGAACACACCAAUCGUGUCAUAUAUCUGGAGGACGACGACGUGGCCUCUAUUGAAGCCGGGUUGUUGACAAUACAUCGACUUAAGCGUACACUCGAUGACACAUCACUGACACGAGAGAUACAAACCUUAAAGUUAGAGAUCCAGCAGAUAAUGAAAGGCAACUUUGACUCAUUCAUGCAGAAGGAGAUCUUCGAACAGCCGGAGUCUGUCAUCAAUACAAUGCGUGGAAGAGUCAACUUCGACAACAACGACACUGUUAUCUUGGGUGGCAUUAAGGACUAUAUUCCUGAAAUCAAACGCUGCAGACGUUUGCUAUUAAUUGGUUGCGGAACCAGUUAUCACAGUAUUAUUGCUACGAGACAGAUAUUAGAAGAAUUGACAGAAUUGCCAGUAAUGAUAGAGUUGGCGAGUGAUUUCCUCGACAGAAACACACCUAUUUUCAGAGACGACGUCUGCUUCUUUGUCUCACAAUCGGGAGAAACGGCUGAUACUCUGAUGGCAUUACGUUAUUGCAAACAAAGAGGCGCUUUAAUUGUUGGUAUAACUAAUACUGUGGGCAGUAGUAUAUGUCGGGAAAGUCACUGUGGAGUUCAUAUUAAUGCGGGACCAGAGAUAGGAGUUGCGUCCACUAAGGCAUAUACCAGUCAAUUCAUAUCUCUAGUUAUGUUUGCUUUGGUUAUGAGUGAAGAUCGCAUCUCACAACAGCCCCGUAGGAGCGAAAUAAUACAGGGAUUAAAACGAUUGCCCGAUCAGAUCAAACAGGUUCUCGAACAGGACUGUCAGGUACUUGAAUUGGCUAAAGAUUUAUAUCAACAAAAAUCUCUUCUUCUUAUGGGUCGCGGUUGGAAUCACGCAACUGUUCUCGAGGGAGCACUGAAAAUAAAAGAGUUAACUUAUAUGCAUUCCGAGGGCAUACUGGCCGGUGAACUAAAGCACGGACCACUUGCACUCAUCGAUAACUCUAUGCCUGUCAUUAUGGUUGUCACCAGAGAUCCUGUUUAUCCCAAAUGCAUGAAUGCAUUGCAACAGGUGUUGGCUCGUGACAGUCGACCCAUUAUUAUCUGUGAAGACAACGACACCGAAACACAGAAGUAUAGCUUCCGUUCGCUACAAACUCCACACACUGUCGACUGUUUGCAGGGAAUCUUAACUGUAAUACCACUUCAAUUGCUUUCAUAUCAUAUCGCUGUACUUCGAGGCUGUAAUGUUGACUGUCCUCGAAAUUUGGCCAAAUCUGUUACCGUUGAAUAACUGCUUAUUUAAAUAUAUUUUUUACUUUAUAAUUAUU
Molecule: messenger RNA, 2325 nt
Organism: Oppia nitens
Lineage: Eukaryota; Metazoa; Arthropoda; Arachnida; Sarcoptiformes; Oppiidae
Product: glutamine--fructose-6-phosphate aminotransferase [isomerizing] 1-like
Exons: 11
Coding region: 126-2288 (720 amino acids)
Biological process (GO): protein N-linked glycosylation; carbohydrate derivative biosynthetic process; UDP-N-acetylglucosamine metabolic process
Molecular function (GO): L-glutamine:D-fructose-6-phosphate transaminase (isomerizing) activity; carbohydrate derivative binding
Source: RefSeq, a predicted model, not a curated record